Clarias gariepinus (North African catfish) is the source of this 2049-nucleotide messenger RNA. RefSeq lists its product as uncharacterized. The transcript has 10 exons. Gene Ontology annotation, molecular function: GTP binding. Bases 129 to 1898 code for a protein of 589 amino acids. The record is from RefSeq and is a predicted model, not a curated record. Lineage: Eukaryota; Metazoa; Chordata; Actinopteri; Siluriformes; Clariidae.
GUGAGAGGGUUAAAUGUGAUGCAGAUUUCAAAACGAAAGAGGAAGUCCUGGGGAAUUUUGGCACAGUCACUCUGAACAACACCCAAGGAGUCUCCUUUGACCCCCAAAUUUGUUUCGAGCCUGCAAGCAUGGAUUACAGUCCAGAUAAUCAGUCACAGAAUAAUCAGUCACAGAAUAAUCAGUCGGAGUCAAAUAAUCCUGUAGCAGAAGGCAUAGAGUCAAGCGUCAGUUCUGAAAAUAUAACAAAACAAUGUGAGAUUGAAGGGAUUAAAGGAAAACCACAAGCACAAAAGAUGUCCGAAAAGGAAGUAUUUGUAUUGUCAGGGACAAAGUACUUCAUUCUGCUAACUGGUAACACAUUAAAAUUACACGAAGGCUUCAUAGUUAAGCUGAAAUCUAAAGUACCCAGUUUACAAGAAGUUAAAAGAGUGGAAGAGUGUGAUUUCAUUCUGGUUUUCUGCCCUGUUGUUUCACAAGUUGGAACUGACACUGAAAGAGCAGUGAACAAAAUUAAUGAUAUUUCAGGCCCAAAACCUGCAGUUCUGGUGGUGCUGCAUUACACGUUUGAUCCAGAGUUUGUUGUACCAGAAAGCAACAGAGCUGUUACAAGAGAGAACACGAUCACAGUCGACUGUCUGUUCCAUGAAGAUCAGGGAUUACUGACAUGCAACAGAAAUUCUAAAGUAUUGACCUACCUUGAAAUGCAGAUGAACUCAAAGACACAAAAAACAUCCUGGGAAGGAUGGAAUGAUUUUAUACCAAACAUACUUAAAAGAAGACUUUCCACACAACCAAGUGAACCUCCUGCAAGUCCAAACAAUCAGAAUGCAUCUGAUCUUAAACAUGCUGAUGAUAUACUACAUGAGGAUUUUGAACAACUAGAGCGGUUAAGAAAGAAAAUAUUUAAAACAGAAGAAAAAAAAUUCGUAAGUAAUGAGGUAAUUAUUGCAGCAGAACUAAAGUUGGUGCUGUUGGCGAGAAACAAAUCUGAUAAGACUGCAGCAAAAAACAUCAUCCUGGACAAAGAAGUGCCUGCUACAUCUACAACUACAUCCACUGCAGAGACUGAGAACACACAGCUGGUGGAUGGGAGGAAGGUGACUGUGGUGGACACUCCUGACUUGUUCUCUCCUGGAAUGUCUCUAGAAGAAUUUAGACAUAUUGAGGGACCACAUGCCUUCCUCCUGAUAAUACCUGUAAUGAACUCGGAAAAAACAGAGCACAAGGAAGAUAAAACACAAGUGUCAUUCUUUAAAAUGGAGAAUAUUUUUGGAGAUAGAUGCUGGAGAAACACCAUAAUCAUAUUCAGUGUUACUGAUGAACUUCAGAAGAACAACAUUGGGGAUUUUAUCAAAUCAGGAGACCAGGAGCUCCAGGAACUUGUAGAGAAAUGUGAGAAAAGAUUUCAUUGUCUCAACAUUAAGGAAAGGGGAGAUUGUUCUCAGGUCUCAGAGCUGCUGGAGAAGGUAGAGAAAAUGGUGGACUGUAAUGGGGCUAAGAUUUAUCAGAUUAUCAAAGAUAUGGUGAUGGAAACUGCUUUGCUUAAGGAUGUGCAACAUAAAAUGCAGAAAAGCCUAGACAAAAAUGAGCAGUAUAUAAAACAAUAUGAAGAGGAUCUAAAAUACUUAAGGACCGGUCAAAAUAGUGCAGAUCACAUAAAAAUAAUGAAUGCUUUAAAAGAGAAAUGUGAGUUAAAAAGAGAAGUUGGGGAGGAGAUAAAGAAAAGAUAUGACAGGAUUGUAAGGAUGAAAGAAAACAGAGAGUUUAUUAGGGUCAUUUUGCCAGAAACAAUGCAAACUGUUUGGCUUUCACUGUCAGAUGAGCCGAACAAAAAUCUUGACAAGAAAAAUGAGCUAGCUCAGCUUAAAGAAUGGUUCUCCACAAACAUGAAGCUGUAGCCUUCUAAUAAAGUAGAGACAGAUUUGUGAUGAUUUGAAAACAGGUUAAAAUACUGGGACAAAAGCAGCCUGAAUGAGAAGUAAUAAAUGUCCAAUAUAUUCUAUGUUACUGCAUGGUGUUACAUGAAGUUAUUAAAUAUUCACUAGCCUC